CACAUUCGCAGAUACAGAUACGUUCUCCGCGAGUCAUGACGUAUCCAGCGGAUUGUUGAAAUAUACCUUAUUUUUUGAGAUACAAUCCAGAAAUCGCCGAGUUCGUUUACGCGUGUCUCACUGAAAAACAAAUAUUUUUGAGUUAUCACAAAAAAAAAUUAAAUACCUGUGCUCAAGCAAGAAUAUUGUAAACUACAAAAACCCAAAAUAAAAGUGUUCAAAAGGCAAAUAUUUGAUGAAAGAUUUGUAUUAGAAAAAAUCAGCAAUAUUUUUAGUGUCAGUGAUAACAAUCAAAGAAGUGUAAACACAACCAGAAAACUAACUACAACACAGGAUAUUCCACGACGGGCGAUUGAGUUUCACCUGAUUUGUAUUGCCACCUUUCGUAUAUAAUUAUAAUCAACGUGAUCACGCGCUCACACCAGGAAAAAAGGAGAAAAAAACAAGAGACAAACCAACCGACAGGAUCAAGUUUUUGGCGAAACCCAUAAUUUCGCCCAUCUCUCUCUCGCUGCUUCUUCUUCUACGCGGGGCUCCAUGGUGUCGCCGGCUUGACCGCCUGCCUAUAAACAAACCAACCCAAGACUCCAAGACCCCGACUCCAAAAAAAAAGAAGAAAGAAAACCCAGAAAGACUCCGAGAUACAACGAAUCCAGUUCUCCUGGUGCUUUUGUUUUGCUUUUGUUGGAGCUUCGCGUUUAUUGUUUUGCUGCAAGAACGAGGGGAAAGGAGGGGGAACUGGCCCCAAACACCCGGGAUCCCGGCCAUAUAGGAAGGCCAGCACAAAAACAACAAUAACAAGAACUUGGAGCAGUCAGAACGAUCGCUCGAAGCAGCAACAACAACUAAGUUGCAUUGCAGCCGCCGUCGUAUAAAAAUCAUCAAGCGUUGUUGCUGCCGCGCCGUUUGGCCCACGUCGUUGUUGUUAUUGUUGUUGUUGUAGCCAUCAGACAUGGCGCCGAAAUCCAGAAAGAAGAAGGCUCAUGGUAAGUUCAAAGUUCUCAAUGAAAUGACGAGUCUGGGCGGAAAAAUCACAAAUGUCGAAGAACAUUUUCCGGCCCGCUCCUUGACCUGCUACUGCGAUGGAAGCUGUCCGGACAACACCAGCAAUGGAACCUGUGAGACGAGACCCGGUGGCAGUUGCUUCAGCGCAGUGCAACAGCUUUACGAUGAGACGACUGGUUUGUACGAGGAGGAGCGCACAUUUGGAUGCAUGCCACCCGAAGACAACGGCGGCUUUCUCAUGUGCAAAGUAGCCGCUGUACCCCACCUGCAUGGCAAGAACAUCGUCUGCUGCGACAGGGAAGACUUCUGCAACCGCGAUCUGUAUCCCACCUACACGCCCAAGUUGACCACCCCGGCGCCAGAUUUGCCCGUGAGCAGUGAAUCCGUGCACACGCUGGCCUUCUUCGCCUCCAUCAUCGUCUGCCUGUCCAUGUUUAUGCUGAUCCUGGCCAGCCUCUGUCUCACCUACAAGCGCCGCGAGAAGCUGCGGAAGCAGCCACGUCUGAUCAGCUCCAUGUGCAACUCACAACUGUCUCCCUUAUCGCAACUGGUUGAGCAGAGUUCGGGAUCGGGAUCGGGAUUGCCACUGCUGGUGCAGCGGACCAUUGCCAAGCAGAUACAGAUGGUGCGACUGGUGGGCAAGGGACGCUACGGCGAGGUCUGGCUGGCCAAGUGGCGCGACGAGCGUGUGGCGGUCAAGACCUUCUUCACCACCGAGGAGGCCUCCUGGUUCCGCGAAACGGAGAUCUAUCAGACCGUGCUGAUGCGCCACGACAACAUUCUGGGCUUCAUUGCCGCCGACAUCAAGGGCAACGGCAGCUGGACACAGAUGCUGCUGAUCACCGACUACCACGAGAUGGGCAGCCUGCACGACUACCUCUCCAUGUCGGUGAUCAAUCCGCAGAAGCUGCAGCUGCUGGCCUACUCGCUGGCCUCCGGACUGGCCCACCUGCACGACGAGAUCUUCGGCACCCCCGGCAAACCGGCGAUUGCCCAUCGCGACAUCAAGAGCAAGAACAUUCUGGUGAAGCGGAACGGGCAGUGUGCCAUUGCUGAUUUCGGACUGGCGGUUAAAUACAACUCGGAACUGGAUGUCAUCCACAUUGCCCAGAAUCCCAGGGUGGGAACACGUCGCUACAUGGCGCCCGAGGUGCUCAGCCAGCAGCUGGAUCCCAAGCAGUUCGAGGAGUUCAAGCGGGCUGACAUGUACUCGGUGGGUCUGGUGCUGUGGGAGAUGGCCCGUCGCUGCUACACACCGAUUUCGGGAACGAAGACGACCACCUGCGAGGACUACGCCCUGCCCUACCACGAUGUAGUGCCCUCGGAUCCCACGUUCGAGGACAUGCACGCCGUGGUCUGCGUGAAGGGCUUCCGCCCGCCGAUUCCGUCGCGCUGGCAGGAGGACGACGUCCUGGCCACCGUCUCCAAGAUCAUGAUGGAGUGCUGGCAUCCGAACCCCACCGUUCGACUGACCGCUCUGCGGGUGAAGAAGACGCUGGGGCGACUGGAAACGGACUGCCUGAUCGAUGUGCCCAUGAAGAUCGUCUAGGCGACUGUCCAUAGUCUCGUUUUAGGUUCGACCUAAGUUGCAUUUAGUUUUCUGUUUUUUUUCUGUUUCACGUUCAACCUUUUGCGUUGAAGACCUUUGAACUUCCUAGUUAGUUUCUAAUCAUAAGUUGCCUGUACUUGAGCGGAGCAAAGCAGAGGAUCCUUCAGAGGUGCCUAUUACAUAUGGUUACUUUAAUCGCCGCACUGAUUGUAAGCUAGAGUUUAGAGUUAGCAGUAGCGCGUAAGAAAAGAGGAGCUAGUUGCUAAGGCCCCUUGCAAAAUCUUUGGUUAGAAAAAUGCUUUAACUAUUUGAGAAAUAUGUAGGGAGUAUGUAUUUUGGAUGAGACAUAUUCAUGUUGAUGUACAUAUGUAUGAGAACAAACGAAAAAAAAAAGUUAAUCAGAAUCGAAAUUUACAUGUAACAUACUAUAAUUUUUGUGCCAGCUUUUGUACGCUUUAAUGUCUAUGAAUUAAGCCCCCUAUUUUUCGACACCCGAGGCUUUAGCCUUCCAUUAUGUUUGUAUGUAGUGAUUAGGAUUAAGUGAAAACUUUGCAGACUUUUGUGCAAGUGAAUGCUGCCUUUGUAAAAUCCACGGAAUUAGUUGCCUUAAGACAGAGUGUAAAGACAGGAGCCCCUUCUCCCCCGUUUAAGUAGCAGAUAUUUCAGUAUAUCGACCGAGAUAUAUACACGAAGUGCACUUGUGUCGGCUCUUUUGUUUUGUGUAAAUAGCAAAGAUGUUUAUAGGCCGCUAACCAUACAGAUAUAUAGUAUGCAUAUUAUAUAUUAUCGUUAUAAGCGAUUCUGUAAAUACUAUAUAUGUAUCUUUACCCGUAACCGUUUAACUUAUCUCUUAUCGUUCUUAUCGUGUAACCUUCUGUUAAGCUAGAGUUAUAAAAGACUAGCCAGUAAGAGCAAACUAUAUAAACUAGUUGGAUAUGUAUUCUUCAGUUUUUUCUGUUUCAUUAUUACUGCGCGCAGACCACAAGAACUACAGUUUGUAUUAAAGCGUUUAGUUAAUUUAUUUAAAAAUAAUAAAAAAUAUUAUUAAAACCCAAAA
Drosophila ficusphila is the source of this 3611-nucleotide messenger RNA. It is a transcript of the gene tkv, whose product is annotated as bone morphogenetic protein receptor type-1B. Gene Ontology annotation, molecular function: SMAD binding; transforming growth factor beta receptor activity, type I; ATP binding. Gene Ontology annotation, biological process: cellular response to growth factor stimulus; protein phosphorylation; dorsal/ventral pattern formation. The coding region runs from base 953 to 2554 and encodes 533 amino acids. The record is from RefSeq and is a predicted model, not a curated record. The transcript is spliced from 4 exons. Gene Ontology annotation, cellular component: plasma membrane; signaling receptor complex. NCBI's taxonomy places the organism in Eukaryota, Metazoa, Arthropoda, Insecta, Diptera, Drosophilidae.